GGUUGAGCACCAAAACAAUUUAAAGUUUUAGCCUAUAGCUCUUGAAGACUACUUGCUCUAAACUGACAUAUCUUGAGUCAUGGGUGGUAAAGACAGUCCCCCUCCACAGUGCAGCUCCAUCAGCCCAAUGCAAUCACCCAAACUAGGCGGAGGACAUCGGACACAAAGAUCUCACACAUUUUCAUCUGCAAAACCCUCUCCCAUUGAAUAUGUACCAAGAAAUAAGACUGCUGUGAACGUGGACCUGAAGACACCCUACAGUGAAACGAGCUCCAUCCAAUCUCAAACUCUACCCAGAGGAAGAUCUGAUCAACCAGAGUCACCAAGAGGAGAUGGAUCCUACUCUCCUAUUCGUGCAUACAUGGAGUGCUUCCAACCUCAGACCCUCAAGUGUGCACUUGUAGGAGACAGUGGAGUUGGAAAGACAAGCAUGCUCAUGGCAUACACUGUGGAUAAGUUUCCAGAGGAACAUGCUCCAACCAUCUUUGACAAAUUCUCAACGUCACUGUCAGUGUAUGGAAAGAGAGUAUCUAUCACACUCUGCGAUACUGCAGGACAGGAUGAUUUCUCUCACUUGAGACCGCUCUGUUACCCUGACAUGGAUGUAGCAAUUAUCUGCUAUUCGAUCGUUGAUCCAUCAUCUUACGAAAAUGUUAAGGCCAAGUGGGUGAAGGAAGUACGAAGACAUUGCCCUGGUGUGCCUGUGAUACUAGUCGGCACCAAAGCUGAUAAAAGAGAAGACCCAGCAACUCUAAAAGAACUGAAAUCAAAGGGCAAGAGACCUAUGUCACGAUCAGAUGGAAACAAACUGCUCUCACAAAUCAAAGGAACUUGUUAUGUCGAGUGUUCAGCUCUGACUCAAUUUAAUAUUAAGAAUGCUUUUGAUGAAGCUAUUGCGGCUGCAUUAGAACUGUCAUCUAGCUCUGGGAAACGCGCGACACAGUGUAUCACAAGAGGUUGUACAAUCCUCUAAUGUUUGUUCAUUUUUGUUUUUGUAUAAUUAUACGUUUUUUUUUGUUUUAUUCAGCUGCAUCUUCUCCCUGUAUUGCAACCUCGCUAUCACUCUCUCACAGAUAUAUACUCUGAUAUCCAAUUAUUAUGAUUCAUCAAUAAUAAUAAUAUUACUCGUGA
Messenger RNA from Halichondria panicea, 1131 nucleotides. Its product is annotated as cell division control protein 42 homolog. Lineage: Eukaryota; Metazoa; Porifera; Demospongiae; Suberitida; Halichondriidae. Gene Ontology annotation, molecular function: GTP binding; protein kinase binding; GTPase activity. Gene Ontology annotation, biological process: Cdc42 protein signal transduction; endocytosis; establishment or maintenance of cell polarity. The transcript is spliced from 3 exons. Bases 80 to 973 code for a protein of 297 amino acids. The record is from RefSeq and is a predicted model, not a curated record.